Molecule: messenger RNA, 3780 nt
Organism: Musa acuminata subsp. malaccensis (wild Malaysian banana)
Lineage: Eukaryota; Viridiplantae; Streptophyta; Magnoliopsida; Zingiberales; Musaceae
Biological process (GO): protein export from nucleus
Cellular component (GO): cytoplasm; nuclear pore
Molecular function (GO): nuclear export signal receptor activity; small GTPase binding
Source: RefSeq, a predicted model, not a curated record
GGAUCCAAGGUUUCCUUUGGGCUGCAAAUUUGGCAAUUCUGCAGAUGAUCUACUUCGUUGGCCUUCUCUUCAUUUGAUGGAACUCGUAGAUGUGAUUUGAUUUUACGUGGAAAGGAGAACCAACUUACACCGUUAACCUUGGACUCUUGAUCAUCUGAAAACUUGGAAAUUUUGCUUGUUUUCCAUCCAUGGAGAGCUUGGCGCAGCUGGAAACCUUAUGUGAAACUCUGUACACUUCCCAGAAUUCAGCUGAACGAGCACAUGCAGAGAGCACCCUUAAAUGCUUUUCUCUGAAUCCAGACUACAUUCCACAGUGCCAGUACAUUUUGGACAAUGCAUCGACUCCUUACGCUUUGGUGUUGGCUAGUUCCAGCUUGUUGAAGCAAAUAACGGAACAUAAACUGUCUUUGCAGAUGCGGCUUGAUAUCCGAAAUUAUGUGAUAAAUUACCUUGCUACCAGAGGACCUGAAUUGGAGAACUUUGUAAUUGGAUCUUUAAUUCAACUUUUAUGUCGAGUGACGAAAUUUGGAUGGUUUGAUGAUGAUAAAUUCAGGGAAGUUGUAAAGGAAGCGACAAACUUCUUGAAUCAGGCAUCAUCAGGUCAUUAUUCUAUAGGCUUGAAGAUGCUCAAUCAGCUUGUAUCUGAGAUGAACCAGCCCAAUGUUGGAUUGCCUCUAAUACAACAACGCAAGGUUGCCUGCUCUUUCAGAGAUCAAUCACUUUUCCAGAUAUUCCAAGUAUCUAUAACUUCAUUGCAUCAACUAAAAAGUGAUGGAAAUUUCCAAGUCUCUGGUGUGCUGAAGGAACUUACUCUUUCACUUGCACUAAAGUGCUUAUCUUUUGACUUUAUUGGUACUUCAGUUGAUGAAAGCUCUGAAGAGUUUGGUACUUUGCAGAUUCCAUCUUCCUGGAAACCAGUAGUGCAAGAUCCUUCUACCCUUCAGAUUUUCUUCGAUUACUACAGAAUCAUGGGGCCUCCUCUCUCGAAAGAGGCUUUGGAGUGUUUAGUUAGACUUGCAUCUGUAAGGCGGUCCUUGUUCACGGAUGAUCCUGCCCGGUUCCAGUUUCUUGGUCAUUUAAUGAACGGGACAAAAGAGAUUAUACAGACCGGCGAAGGCCUUGCUGAUCAUGAUAAUUACCAUGAGUUUUGUCGUCUUCUCGGACGUUUUAAAGUAAACUAUCAGUUGUCAGAGCUUUUGAGUGUGGAAAGUUAUGGCGAAUGGAUACAUUUGGUGGCUGAAUUCACAACAAAAUCAUUGCAGUCAUGGCAGUGGGCUAGCAGUAGUGUGUACUACCUUUUAGGACUUUGGUCGAGGCUGGUAACAUCUGUGCCAUACUUGAAGGAUGAGACACCGAGUUUGCUGGAUGAAACUGUACCUAAAAUCACGGAGGGUUUUAUCACCUCCAGAUUCAAUUCUAAUCAGGCUGAUUUUCCUGAUGACCUCUCAGAGGAUCCUUUGGAUAAUGUCGAACUUCUUCAGGAUCACCUUGAGUUUUUUCCAUACCUGUGUAGAUACCAGUACGAAACCAGUAGUCUGUGUAUAAUGAAGAUUAUGGAUCCUAUUCUUCAGGUUUAUACAGAAAGAGCAAGCUCACCAAUGCCUGUAGAUGCCAAUGAACUUGCUGUAAUUGAAGGACAAAUAUCAUGGAUUGUUCAUAUUAUUGCUGCUAUUCUCAAAGUCAGACAGAUUACUGGCUGCAGAACUGAAUCACAAGAGUUAAUAGAUGCAGAACUUGCGGCACGUGUUUUGCAACUAUCAAAUGUCACAGACAUUGGAGUUCACUCUCAGCGAUAUGGUGAAAUAAGCAAGCAAAGACUUGAUCGUGCCAUUCUCACCUUUCUCCAGAACUUCAGAAAAUCAUAUGUUGGUGAUCAUGCCAUGCAUUCAUCUAAGCAGUUAUACUUGAGGUUAUCAGAGCUUCUUGGGCUCCAUGAUCAUUUAGUACUGCUUAAUUUCAUCGUGGGAAAAAUUGCUAUGAACCUUAAGCACUACCCACAGUGUGAGGAUGUUAUUGAGCAUACAUUAUCCCUUUUUUUGGAGUUAGCAUCUGGUUACAUGACUGGGAAGCUCCUGCUUAAGUUGGAUUCGAUAAAGUUCAUAAUUGUAAAUCACACAAAGGAAAACUUUCGAUUUCUCGAAGAAUAUAGGUGUUUGCACAGUAGAACAACAUUUUACUAUACUCUUGGUUACUUAAUCUUUAUGGAAGACAGUCCAGUGAAAUUUAAGGCUUCUAUGGAGCCACUUUUGCAGGUUAUGAUUGGUUUGGAGUCGACUUCUGAUGCUGCAUUUCGUUCUGAUGCUGUAAAACAUGCAUUUAUUGGUUUGAUGAGGGAUCUAAGAGGAAUUGCAAUGGCAACAAAUAGUCGUAGGACAUAUGGGCUCCUUUUUGAUUGGUUGUAUCCCUCCCAUAUGCCACUUCUCUUAAAAGCCAUCUCACAUUGGUCUGAUGUGCCAGAGGUCACUACACCUCUGCUAAAAUUCAUGGCAGAAUUUGUUUUGAACAAAGCUCAACGUUUGAGCUUUGAUUCAUCAUCUCCUAAUGGGAUUCUUUUAUUUCGUGAAGUAAGCAAGUUAGUUGUGGCUUAUGGAUCAAGCAUUCUGUCUCGUCCAAUUAGUACAGACAUCUAUAAUAACAAAUACAAAGGAAUUUGGAUCUCUCUAAUCAUUCUUUCAAGGGCACUAUCUGGGAAUUAUGUAAAUUUUGGCGUUUUUGAGUUAUAUGGUGAUCGGGCACUCACGGAUGCCCUUGAUGUGUCUCUGAAGAUGAUAUUGUCAAUUCCUCUGGCUGAUAUAUUUGCAUAUCGAAAGCUUACAAAGGCUUAUUUUGCAUUCAUGGAGGUUUUGUUCAGCAACCAUAUUUCUUUCAUUUUGAAUCUUGGUACUAAUACCUUUCUGAAUAUUAUCGGCUCGCUUGAGGCUGGUUUAAAAGGACUGGAUACUGGUAUUUCUUCACAGCAGUGUGCAUCUUCUGUGGAUAACUUGGCAACAUUUUACUUCAACCACAUUACCAUUGGUGAAGUAUCUGCAUCACCUGCUUCAAUGAAUUUUACUCGGCACAUAGCUGAAUGCCCCAAUUUGUUCACUGAGAUACUCAGGACCUUGUUUGAGAUAGUCCUAUUUGAAGACUGUGGCAACCAAUGGAGUCUUAGCAGACCAAUGCUGAGCUUGAUUUUGAUAAAUGAGCAGAUGUUUACAAAUUUGAGAAUACAGAUGUUGGCAUCACAGCCUAUAGAUCAACAGCAACGUCUUUCACUGUGUUUUGAGAAGCUGAUGGCUGAUGUGACAAGGAGUUUGGAUUCGAAGAACAGGGACAAGUUCACCCAAAAUCUGACGAUUUUUAGACGUGAAUUCCGUGUCUAGUAGCUGAUAAUUUUUCAUAGACUUCUACUCUGAAGUAACCUUUCAACCAUUGUUGUGUAUAUGCCCCAUCAUUGAUUCUUUUGCAGUGAUGCUCUCCAGCAAGGGAAUGCAGCCAUGAGAAAAUAACAGUGGUGCCUACAGUUUCCAAAUUCUCUUUCUUUUUAUUUAGUGGGACUGCCCAUGAAUUUCUGAUAUCAAGGACAAUCAUUCCUGGAGAUAUUUGCUUUUAUAUCAGAGCUUUGUCCAUGUAAAUUCUGUGGUGCUGUGCUUGUGGUCCCUUUUAUACCAGGGAUGAUAAUGUGGGGAACUUUGAAGGGUUGGUUUGUACAGUAAAAUUUGACAGUUGCUGUAUAUGGAUAGUGGAUUUCCAUUUGUUGUUUUACCAAUAUUGUUGUUCCAAAUUAAUUUUUUUGUUUGA